AUGUCAUCCGCGGUCCUCGUCCGCCGCGCGCGCUCGCGUUCCCCGCCCGGACGCUUCGAUCCGUCGCGCCGCACGCGCCCGCGGGUGGAGGAAGAGCCCGCGGUGGCUCGCGUCGACAUGGCGUCCGCGCUGCCCGACGACAUGCUGCUGGAGGUCUUCAAGCGGCUGCUGCCCCCGACGGGCGUCGUCCGCUGCGCGGCGGUGUGCCGAAGCUGGCGCCGCGUCGUCUCCCGCGCGGGCAGUGGCACCUUCCCCGACCCGCCUCGGCAUCUCGGGUUCUUCCGCAACUACGGCCCGUCCGCGCUGCCCCCGUUCGUCCACACCGCAGGCGUCACCCUCAACCUCGGGUUCCUCCCCGUAUCGCGCGUCAUCCUCAUCGACUCCCGCGGCCACCGCCUCCUCCUGCGCGAGCUCUGUGCCGGGUUCAAGACGGAGCUUAAGCUCCUCGUUUGCAAUCCACUGCAGAAGACGUUCGCGCGGCUGCCGCCCCUCCCCAUCGGUGGGCACUUGGUGGCCUGCUGCGCCGUCGUUCCGGGGCAAGGAGCCGAGUUCCGUGUCGUCGUCGUGCUCGUCGGUGCCACCUCGCCCAACUUCUACGUCUUCAUCUACUCUUCUGCUUCCUCUGCCUGGGAGGUUGCCACCGGCACGCUGAAGCGGCGCUUGACCCCACACCAAGGCCCGUCCGUCGUCAUCGGUGACUUCGUGUACCGGCUGGACUGCGAGGAGAAGUACAUCAUGGCCGUCAACACGACCAAGAUGACGAUCUCCGUGCUGUCAAUCCCCCGCGCCGGGAUGCGCCUGUAUACGGGCAACAAUUGGAUCGGCAAGACCGAGGACAGCCGUCUCUGCUUCUUCGCGAUCCGGGAGCCGCUGAUUAUGGUGAGGUGGGUACUCGAAGCGCCGCGGAAAUGGACGCCCCAGGAGCCGGUGGCACUGCGACCGCUGAUGAACCCGGCCACGGUUGGGGACCUCCACGGCUUGAAGCUCUCGGCGAGGAUCGCUGACCAGCUGAUGCACGGGUGCAAACUUGUGAGCUUCGGUGGGUUCUGCGAGGCCAGCGGGACAUUGUUCCUCAUCAUGGCUGACCGGGUGGUUUCGCUUGACCUCAAGACGUUCAGGAUGGAGAGGCUAUGGCUCAACGACGAUGAGUGGCGCCCCCUUGGCGAUGUGUUCCCGUACGAGAUGGUGGCUUGGCCUCCGGCCAUCAAGGAUUCUAUCUGGUGA
Messenger RNA from Lolium rigidum, 1224 nucleotides. RefSeq lists its product as uncharacterized. NCBI's taxonomy places the organism in Eukaryota, Viridiplantae, Streptophyta, Magnoliopsida, Poales, Poaceae. The coding region runs from base 1 to 1224 and encodes 407 amino acids. Gene Ontology annotation, molecular function: protein binding. The transcript has a single exon. The record is from RefSeq and is a predicted model, not a curated record.